AGUCAGGAGGCGCUCAGUGUGUUGGCUGCCCAGCUCACCUGCCUCCCAGAGCUCCCUGGUGCAUCCCCAGGCAGCAUGACUGGGAGCCCGGCUAUUUAGAGGAGGCGGCACAUGACCGACUGACCGCCUCUGCCUCAGCUCCCUCUGGGCUUCCCUUCCUUCCUUCCUCCCUCCCUCCCUCCCUCCUUUGGAAGGACUACUAUACCUGGGGAGGACCUGGCAGCACCUGCACAGGGGCCCAACAGAUCAGUUUCUCUUCAUCCCACCUCUGCCCUCUUGAUUCCGCCUGUGAACUUUUGCUCUGGCAUUUGCCAGGCCCAGCCAAGGACCUCUGCAGAGCUGUCCCUCCGUCUCCAGCAAACAGAAGCGGUCUGGGGCUGGCCGUGGGGCAGCCUGUGCGCCCUGGAAGGCUUCACAGCUUAGGGGACUCAGCGUGUGAAUGUCGUCGUCCCUCCCGGCAAUGUUUGGCCGUCCUUCUCCUUCUUGAUCGUCGUCAUUCAUAUGCUGGACCUCCCGGCAGAGCAUCGCAGGACGGAGAGCCCAGACUUGUGAGCGGAUCCCUCUGUGGCCCCGAGGGAGCCCGUGAGCCUCCGUGGCUAGGAUGGGGCUGCGGGAGUCCCCCUAUUCCAGCCGCUUCCUGGGGGCCCUGAACUCGGGGGCCCGGGCGGCCCUCUUCCCCAGCUACUGGCUGCUGAACCAGCUGCUGGCCCUGCAGACCACCACGGCCGAGAAGCGGCAGUGGCACAAGCGAUGCCCGACUUUCGCCCUGUGGACGGUGGCCAAGGGCCUGCUCCUCCUGCCGGCCUUCCUACUCUCACUGCCCUUCUCCCUGGUGGCCUUCCUGUUCUGGCUGCCCCUCCAGGCCGCCCGCCGGCCCUUCGCCUACCAGCACACUCCCGAAAGGGCCCCGUCCGGAGGGGAGGAGUGUCCGCUCCUCGAGGGCCAGGGCCACACCUUCUCCUUCCUCAGCGGCAACGUCUGCCUGCUGCCCGAGGGUCUGGCCAAGUUCAGCAACCUGGGACGCUCCCAGUGGCGGGCCAAGCACAUCGGGCAAAUCCUGGCCCGGGCGGCCACCGGACACCGCCACUGCUCCAGGAAUGGCUCUGGGGGUCCCAACGGGUACGGGGCCACAGGCGCCAGCCCCCCUCGGCCCUGCCAGAGGCCCCUGAGCACGACCAUCGAGAUGGAGCUGGACGGGGAGGGCGACGGGGCCGGGGAGGGCCGGCUGUGGGAGGUCACGGCCCGCUUCCCGCCGCAGGCCGACUUUGUGUGCCUCCAGGAGGUCUUUGACCUGCGGGCCUCGGCCUCCCUCUGCCGCUCGCUGGGCCCCAUCUACCCGCACAUCCUCUACGACGUGGGCAGCUACGGCCUGGCGGGCCGCGCCGGCCUGAAGGUCUUCAACAGCGGGCUCUUCCUGGCCAGCCGGCACCCGAUCCUGGCCGUCCAGUACCACUGCUACCCCAACGGCAAGGGAGAGGACGCCUUCGCCGCAAAGGGACUCCUCUCCGUCCAGGUCCAGCUUGGGUCUUCCCAUGGGCAAAGGAUCGUGGGAUACCUAAACUGCACUCACAUGCAUGCCCCAGAAGCCGAUGCCCAGGUCCGGUGUGACCAGAUGACCCUCGGCCUGAUGUGGGCCCAGCAGUUCCAGGACGCCAGCACCCAACCGGGGGACAUCGUGGCCUUUGACAUCUACUGCGGGGACCUCAAUUUCGACAACUGCUCUGAAGGAGAUGAGCUGGAGCAAAGCCACGAUAUCUUCAGCGUGUACACGGAUCCGUGCCGCGUGGGGCCCCGAGAGGACAAGCCCUGGGUGAUAGGGACCCUGAUGGCCUACUUGGAGAUCUAUGAAGAGCCUGUCUCAACCCCGGAGAGCAUGAAGAGGACUCUGGAGCAACCGGAUGGACGGAGGAAGUUCCUGGCCGGGCCGGUGCUGGCGGAUGGGCGGCCGGACCCCUCGGCCACCGGGUGCGAAGGACGGCGCCUGGACUACAUCAUGUACCGGGAGCACCCUGGCUCUCUGGACCUGAGAACGGCCGUGGAGAAGGUCUCCUUCAUCACCCACCUGGCCACCUGCUCCGACCACCUGCCCUUCGGCCUGCGCCUCCAUGUGGCCCCCGCGGCGCAUAUGGACGAAGCCUGAGCUCUGCCUGCCGCCCGGAGGCAAAGAAAAUGACACUGGGGAGCUGGGACCUCCCUCUGAAAACCCUGCCAUUGGGGGCCCAAACGAUUGCCUGGCCCAGGGGUGGCCUCCUGGAUUCCAUGUGGGGCAGAAAGAAACGGAAGGGCAGCAAACAACCUUUGGCAGCUCCCUUCAGGUCUGGGGGGCCGAAGCACGACGGAGGGGCCCUUGGGGAUCACACUGAGCCCUCUGCACCGGUCUCCCAUCCCUUCUGAUUUCCAAAGACCCCUCCAUCGCAGUCUGCUCCUUUCUGCUAGCAGCUUUUUGCCCCAUCUUGUCCCAGAGGUGGGUCUGGGGGGCUCAGUUUGUGCACCCACUGCAGCAGGGCCCCCCAAUGUGGAGCUCAACGGAAAGGGGAUCAAGGCAUAGCCAGCGUCCCCCCUCCUUCCUUCCUUCCUUCCUUUGGUGCAGACUUUCAAACACCAAGCAAUACCAUUUUUGCAGGAACCAGUUGUUUCCCACCAAGUGGACUUCUCAGUUUUGUAUCUCUUGUUCCAAAGUCGUCAGCCACCAAAGAUAAGACUGGCGGAAGAAUAUUGUUUUCUCUCAUUGAGACCUGGACAAUAGAGGCGAAAAGGAAUCUCUGUGUGUGAUUUGUGUGUUCCGCCACACCUGUACACAUUGCAAAGAGAAGGUCACAGCAGACGCAGGGCCCCAUCCGUCCCGAGAGCAGCGUUCCUAAAUCCCAUUGUAGGGUAGAAUUGUGCACAGGAUGGAACCGGUGCCAUUGACGCAAAGGGAGCUCAGAGUUGUCCCCCACGUGAGGUUGGCACAGUUUCCUCUAUUCUUCACCGGCAUUCAGCCAGCAGGUGCAUAAAGUGCCCGGAGGGGAAGUGGUUUGGAACUGGCUUUGCUGGUAUUUGCCGCCUGAAAGGUCUGCCCUGAUUAUGAUUCCAGCACAAAGCAGUUCUGCAGUUUGCAGAGGUGGUCAGCCAGGCGAGGAGAUAGCUGGAACUGACCACAGAGACCAUGCAAAGUAGGGAGGGUGUACAGUAUAAAGGGUUGUCAUCACCCUGCUCCUCAUGAACAAACUCCCAUCUUGUCCUCUGGGAGGGAGACACAGCUCACAGAACUACCGCAUUUCACCACAUAAUAGUCGCCACCACAUAACUGUGGAAGAGGUAAGGCAGGCCUGGGCAAACUUGGGCCCUCCCUCCAAGUGUUUUUCAGUCUUUAUUACGGUCCACAGAUCCAGUUUGCUCAGUGGAAAAGUGGGCAGCAGAUUCAUAAACUGAUAAGACCACUUAAAAGGACGAGUGCCAGAGGCGGUUCAACCACCAGGCCAACUAGGCCGUUGCCUGUGGCGCCAUCUUGUUGGGGGGCGCCAUCGAGGCAACUUCUGUCUCCUGCGGCCUGCCUCCGCAAGGUAUUGAACUGCUUUUUCUGUUGAUUUGUUGUAAAGCAUGAUGUUUUAGUGCUUAAUUUGUAAAAUCUUAAUGUAAUUUGAUGUUUAAUAGGC
Messenger RNA from Anolis carolinensis (green anole), 3638 nucleotides. RefSeq names its product sphingomyelin phosphodiesterase 5. Gene Ontology annotation, cellular component: cytoplasm; extracellular region. Lineage: Eukaryota; Metazoa; Chordata; Lepidosauria; Squamata; Anolidae. Gene Ontology annotation, molecular function: sphingomyelin phosphodiesterase activity. Gene Ontology annotation, biological process: sphingomyelin metabolic process. The record is from RefSeq and is a predicted model, not a curated record. The coding region runs from base 602 to 2140 and encodes 512 amino acids. The transcript has 10 exons.